AUUUUUCUUCAGUCUCGUCUCGUCUUUUGUCUUGUCUAUGAAUAUCAAAUCAUUUUCGAAGUCUGGAAAAUGGCUGCUGCAAAUAUUGCUCGCAGUGCUCUAAGUGGAUUAUUACGAAAAUCCACUUCCUAUAGGACGCCGGUAGUAUGCCGGCUUUCAACUGUGGCCCUGCAGCAAAAAUAUAGUACAGUCAAUGCUGCCAUUAAGACAUGCAUCUCCCUGAACGGUCAAAAUGGGGUACAGCGAACACAACAUUAUUCGUCAGGCGGGCACCCCAAGCCCUCGCCAGUGGAAAUAGAGGAACGAGUGAUGAAAGUUUGCAAGGCAUACGACAAACUCAGUUGUGUUAAGUUGAAUGUAGACAGCCACUUUCUAAAUGACCUCGGUCUGGACUCCCUGGACCAUGUAGAGGUCAUUAUGGCGAUGGAAGAUGAGUUCGGUUUUGAAAUUCCAGACGGUGAUGCAGAGAGGCUGGUUAGACCUAAAGAUAUUAUCCAAUACAUUGCUGACAAAGAGGAUGUUUAUGCAUAAAUUACACAAUUACAACAAGUAGCUUUGUCUCUGCUAUUUCAGGCCAGUUGUACAAUAAUACUGUUGAAAGUUUAACCAAAGUGCAUUGCUUUUACAAUACAACUGGCCUAAGGUCUCAGGACAUUGAAUUUAGAUUUUAGUUCAAUUUAUUAUCCUUGUUAUUCAAUUAAGAAUGAACAAUGUGAACUCUGCUGAUCCAACAUCCAUCUCUAAAGAUGUAUAAAGUGUAAAUUCUGUUUUUAUUGAUUAUAUGCCUGUUAGAGUAGA
Helicoverpa armigera (cotton bollworm) is the source of this 798-nucleotide messenger RNA. RefSeq names its product acyl carrier protein, mitochondrial (gene ND-ACP). The record is from RefSeq and is a predicted model, not a curated record. Bases 70 to 531 code for a protein of 153 amino acids. Gene Ontology annotation, biological process: fatty acid biosynthetic process. Lineage: Eukaryota; Metazoa; Arthropoda; Insecta; Lepidoptera; Noctuidae. The transcript has 3 exons. Gene Ontology annotation, cellular component: mitochondrion. Gene Ontology annotation, molecular function: acyl carrier activity; acyl binding.